This is a messenger RNA of Procambarus clarkii (red swamp crayfish), 648 nucleotides long. The record is from RefSeq and is a predicted model, not a curated record. NCBI's taxonomy places the organism in Eukaryota, Metazoa, Arthropoda, Malacostraca, Decapoda, Cambaridae.
AUGACUCAACUUUGCAAAGUUGUGGUGGCUGAACGAGACGACGGUGGGCCACUGACCACAGGUACCAGAGACUUCUUCGUCGCCAUUCCAACACGAAAUGGUCUCUGCCGCUCCUCUCCGGAGAGUCCCCCAGUAGGCCGCUCCUCCCCGGAGAGUCCCCCAGUAGGCCGCUCCUCCCCGGAGAGUCCCCCAGUAGGCCGCUCCUCCCCGGAGAGUCCCCCAGUAGGCCGCUCCUCCCCGGAGAGUCCCCCAGUAGGCCGCUCCUCCCCGGAGAGUCCCCCAGUAGGCCGCUCCUCCCCGGAGAGUCCCCCAGUAGGCCGCUCCUCCCCGGAGAGUCCCCCAGUAGGCCGCUCCUCCCCGGAGAGUCCCCCAGUAGGCCGCUCCUCCCCGGAGAGUCCCCCAGUAGGCCGCUCCUCCCCGGAGAGUCCCCCAGUAGGCCGCUCCUCCCCGGAGAGUCCCCCAGUAGCCCGCCCCUCCCCGGAGAGUCCCCCAGUAGCCCGCCCCUCCCCGGAGAGCCUCCCGGUAGGCCGCUCCUCCCCGGAGAGCCUCCCAGUAGCCCGCCCCUCCCCGGAGAGCCUCCCAGUUGGCCCGCCCCUCCCCGGAGAGCCUCCCAGUAGGCCCGCCCCUCCCCGGAGAGCCUCCCAGUAG